This is a messenger RNA of Columba livia (rock pigeon), 18279 nucleotides long. It is a transcript of the gene TMEM178B, whose product is annotated as transmembrane protein 178B. Gene Ontology annotation, cellular component: membrane. The transcript has 4 exons. Lineage: Eukaryota; Metazoa; Chordata; Aves; Columbiformes; Columbidae. Bases 4139 to 5023 code for a protein of 294 amino acids. The record is from RefSeq and is a predicted model, not a curated record.
UGGGGUGGGAGGAAGAGAAUUUAAUAAUGAUCUGUUGGCGCUGCGAAGGGGCUGUCUAUAAUAAUCCUGGCAAGAGACGGAGGAAAGGUUCCUAAUGCCUGCAACAAGCAAUAAUCUGCCCCUCUGGAAAAAAAAAGGGAAUAAAGAUGAUGAUGAUGAGGGAUAGAAAUGUUUAAUUCUAAGAGUUAAACUGAAGCUCAUCUGAAAUCCAACAUUUUCUCCUACAUUUAUAUAUCUAAGGUGACUUGCAGGAGGAUAUAGAUUGCCAUCUGAUAAAGCUACAAUGCAAGUAAAAAAAAUGUAUAGAAACUGCCACUGAAAUGCCUUUUCAGAGAAAAAAAUAAAACCUGGAGCUGCAUUCCAAUUUUUAAACCCAUGUUUAAGAAUGAGAGGAGGGAACAAGUUUGGCUUCUCCAGGUAUGAAACUCUCUUACUGCCUUGGAGUGUGACGGAAACACCUGGCACCUGAAACUGCCUCGAUCCAACCAAAUCUUGGGUCUUUGGACUGUAAUCCUGAUGUUUAACUAGAAAUGUAUGUAUUUUUACAUUAUAUGGUUUUCCUGUCCCCUAAUAUAUCUUUGGCCAAUACCAUGAGAAAAACAGCUCUGAUAGCUGAAUCCUUCAUUUUGUUCUUGCCCCCAGUCUUCCAGUUCUGUCUAAAUAGAGAAUAGUUUAGACAGUUCUGUCUUCCAGUUCAAUCUAAAUAGAGAAUAAAUGUAGCAGACUCUUGUGCUUAAAUCAAAAAUCCAUCAAUCCACGUUUGGUAAAAUUAGGCUUGUUCCAUGUUCUCAUCCUUCAGCUUGGGACCUGAUGCUAAAAACUGAUGAAGAAAUCCAGGUGCACUCUCGGCUCUGUGUGGGCUGCAACACAAGAAACCUGUUCACCAUCUUCUCAUAGGAGCCAGAAGCUUUUUGACCACAAAUCUCUAAAUUCUGUCUCGGAACAGAUGACAAGUAUGGCUGCUCCAAGCCCACUAUAAAAUUUCAUUUUUUUAUGUACUGACAUGUAGUUGCUUGAAAAAUCCAGUUAUAGGACUGGAUCCACCUGUGCUUAACUAUUAAAAAAACCCCCUUAGAUCCUUAAAUAUUUGCCUUCAUUAUGAACAACGAAGGCAAGUUAGCACUAAAAAAAAUAAACCAGUGUCUUGUUUCAGUAAAAUAAUUAAAUUUAUUUAAAACUUUCUAGAUGCAGUUAAUAACAUAACAUUGAAGUUUUGCAAUAGAGCUGUUCCAGCAGAUGCAGAUGAUUGCAAUGUCUAUGGUUUGGACAAUCGACUUUCCUUUGCGAGAUUCACAAUCAUACAAGGGGGUUAGACAAUACAGUACUUUACAUUAAACCAAAAAUGGUUUAAUGGAGAGAUGCCCUUCCAUAGCUGAAAAUCCCAGCUGACUUGGAACCUGUUUUUGCCAACUAAAAUGGAAAGAGACAUCUUGCCUUUUUUUGAUGAUGCAAUUUGGUUUGAGGCCAAAACCUGGUAAGAUCCAGCCAUGUGUUUUUUUUUCUGAUGCAGCUGUAUUUCUCAAGAAAAUCCAGGUAUGUAUUUCUGAUACCUGAAGAGGUACCAUGUCCCCCUUCUUCUCUCCCCACUGGAGCAAGUACAGCUUGUGUGGCUUAUGGCUAAAAGCUAGCAAAAUCCCAGCACUCCCCUUUUGGGGCCAAGAACUAUCACCAGGCCACGGCUUCCAAUAAAGGCUGUGAUUAUUUUCUAGUCAGAUGAUACAGCUUGGGCUUCAGGGGCCAAAAGCUGGUAGGACCCAGUGUGGAUGUGGACUUUUGCAGCACUCAUCCCUGGAGAGGCAUUGGGGCUGUGGACUUUUUGACGUAACAGGAGUGACCAUACCUUGUGGUCAUUGGUGUGUGGGAGCCAAAUUUUGGAUGGGGCUAACUGGGUCCCUCUGCCAGCUCCAGGAUGCUGUGGUACCCAUGGACCAGGAUGAGCCAGAAUCCAGAACUUUUUGAUGAAAGGGACAUGACUGUGAUUAUUUCCUUCUUAAACAGUACAAUUCAGAGUCUGGAGGCCUCAGAUUUCUGUAUCAUACAGAAUCUAGGUCCUGAAUUCAGGGUUAUUUUCAAGCUCGUGCUUUAUGUGAUGUAGUAGGUUGGGAUUUUUUUGGUGCAGUAAGAAACAGCUCUGGUUGUCUUGGGUCUGUUUCGCAUGACAUAAGGGCUUGUGACCACGAAUGAGCAGGAUACAGUUAAAUCCAGGUUUUACAUUUUCCCCUCUUAAGAAAGUAAGGCUUCGACAUUUCCUGCCUGGGAAGUGGUGCAGUUUGUCUUUAAGGAGGCUAGAGAAAUAAGAAAUGAGUCUCACGUUGCAUGGGUGACAUCACUGGCUUUUGGCUCAGCGCUCUGUAUUCUCUGUCUGUAGGCUUUAGCCAAGGCUGCAGGGCUCGGUGUUUGAACAAGGAAAGAUUCCCAGGUGUACAGAAGAUUGGAUUCACUCUUAUUUGAAUUAAAAACGGUGAAAUGAGAUUUCUAAGGCUUGGGGACUCCAGCUCACCUUCUGUUGUGCUUGAUCUCUACGAGAUGGGUGAGUUAUUCCCAUUAGAGAGAAAGGGAGUGGAAAUUUAAGGAGGAAAAAAAAAAACAAACCAAAACAAAAAAACCCAAAAUCAAACCAAACAACAAACAACAUGCCUGAAUAUGUAGCUGCUAAUGCUGGGAAUACGACUCCUAUGAAGCUUCUGAGCUAAAAAUCUCAGCUCUGACUUGGAGAUCAGGCCAUAUGGCAGAGAAAUGGUGCAGCCUGAAAGCUGUUGACAACAGUUAGGGGCUGCGUUCUUCUCCCAGUCUAAGGUGUGUAGCUUUUUUCUUUUUUUUUUGUUUCCCCCCACCCCUCCCUGGUUUGUUUUGGUUUGAUUUCCCCCCGACCUCUCUCCCUUCCCCAUUCCUUAGCAUCCUUUCAGCCCUCCGUAAGCCCUGCCCGCCUUCAUCUUGCAGAUGGCUAACGUGCCGCCGUGUUAGGAAAACUGUGCAACAACACAUCCCAGCGCCGGGGAUCGAAGGAAGCUCCUCAGAUACCAGCGGAAGGGGACGGGGGGACGGGGAGGGGGAGGAAUGCGUGGAAAAACGAUGCUGGGGUCUCGGACUGCUGCCGGUGCUGCCUAGCGGGAGGUGCGCGGUCGGAGGCGGCGGCGGCGGGUCCUGCCGGGGCUGCGGCUGCUCCCCCGCCGCCUCUCCCCGGGCCCGGGAGCGGGGAGGCCGCCGCGCAGGGAGAGGCGAAGCGCUGCUGGGCUCGCUGCGGGGAAACGAUCGUGGCGUUCGGCUGCCUGGGCGACAGCGCAGACGACGAAAGCAGGCGAGUGAAUGGGAAGGCUGGAGGAGAGGAGCCGAGGUGUUUCCGAAGCCAAGAUGUCAGUGACUGUCAGCGAAGUCUGCUAAGGGAGAGAUCGGUGUGUGUCCGCGGUUCCAGUUCCAGCCGGGGAGGUUGUAUUUUAGCCACGAUUUAAACCAGCAGCAGCAGCAACAACAGAUUGCUCCCCCCUCUUGCUCCCUCCCUUUCGACCCCGCUUUAAACCCAAGCAAGCAACCGACUGUCCAGACUAUGAUGCUCUUGCUGAGCCAGUGACAAAGAAAAGGCAAGUCACCCAGUCCUGAAACCGGGAUAACCUGUCCCUUGCAAGCAGGAGAUCUCUAGCUGUUGAACUUUUCCGUCCUGUGAUGAUGCUGUGGUGAGCUUGCUGAUCUGAAAGCCAUCUCUUCUGGAUCUCUGAGCUGGCCAGAUUGAAAGAGAUUAACGGACUGACCAAACAGCCAUAGCUUUCAGGUCUCUUCAGGGGGGAUAUAUCCCUUCAGUCCCCGUUGCCUGGGUGCUCGUGGUGAGGGAGAAGAACAUCUUUGUAUAGGUGGGUCGCUGGCUUGCUCCCGUUCAAGGUGGAAGGCUGUAUUUCUCCUCACCAGGUCUCCUCCACAGAGGAGAAGAGGCAGAUGAGACUCCAGGACUGCCCCCGGGGCAGAACUUUGUAGAGCUCUCAGCAUCCCUCCGCAGCGUGGAUGUGAGCCACAGGAGUUGGGGAUGUUUGAGGCAAUCUCUGCCAAGUGACACGUAGCAGCCGCUCUGGAGGUUUUUUGCGUGGUCUCACGCUCAAGGGCUUUGCCUGUUGUGAAGAUGUCCAUGGUGUUUCUGUGAAGCUGAGGUAUGGCUGCUGGAAGGUUACUGCUGUAUGCUGGCCUCUCUUUAGCUCUGUGUGCCCUGGGCAUGCUGGCUGUGGCAAUCUGCUCUGACCAUUGGUACGAAACUGAUGCCAGGAAGCACAGAGAGAGGUGCAAGAGCAUCACCACUAAAAGAAAUGAUCCUGGCUUCAUUUAUAACUCCAACAACAACCUGCCUCUCAGGGCCAGCAGGUCUAGGUUGGACCGCUGGGAAGGGAAACUCCUCUUGGCAAGAAAUAGGAGGCAGAUCUUUGCUAUGAGCGCAGUCGACGAGUGCAACAGACAGUACAACUCCACCAACAUGGGGCUCUGGAGGAAAUGCCACCGACAAGGAUUUGACCAAGAGCUGGAGGAGCUGAUUGCCAAAGGAGCAAUUGAGCGGUGCACAUACAUCAAGUACCACUACUCCUCAGCGACCAUUCCCAAGAACCUCACCUACAACAUCACCAAGACGAUCCGCCAGGAUGAGUGGCACGCCUUGCAUCUGCGCAGGAUGACAGCUGGCUUCAUGGGCAUGGCUGUGGCCAUCAUCCUCUUUGGAUGGAUUAUCGGGGUGCUGGGGUGCUGUUGGGAUCGAGGCCUUAUGCAGUAUGUGGCGGGGCUUCUCUUCCUCAUGGGAGGAACCUUCUGCAUCAUUUCACUGUGCACCUGUGUGGCUGGAAUCAACUUCGAGCUCUCCCGCUACCCCCGCUACCUGUACGGACUUCCCGACGACAUCAGCCAUGGCUAUGGCUGGUCCAUGUUCUGUGCGUGGGGGGGCCUGGGCCUCACUCUGAUCUCUGGCUUCUUCUGCACUCUGGCUCCUUCUGUCCAACCUGUCCCCAGGACCAACUGCCCCAAAUCUAGACCUGAGAAUGGGACAGUGUGCUAAAACAAAUAGCAAACAAAUACACACACACAUGCAUAUAUAUAUAUGUCUAUGUAUACCUAUACAUGCAUAUAUAUAUAUAUAUAACUAUAUAUAUAUAUAACAAAUCUCAAAUUAAUGCCAGUGCCAAGGUAGAGCUGAGUCCAACACGGCACUCACAUCUCCACCGGACAUCUGUGUUGCUUCGUUCUUUCUCACAGCGAUGGGAAAGCUUUUCUCUCACGUGGCUCUUCCAUCCAACUCUUAACUUCAGCAUCAUACCUUAGAGGUCAAAUGAACAUACAGUCGCACCAACUUACUGCCAUUUGGGAAGGGGAAUAGGGAGUCCAUAUGGGGGAUCUGGAACCAGAAUCUGUACAGGACAUGGAGGGUGGGGUGGGAGGGGGACAAAGAGUCUGUCCAUUGCAGCCAGAAGGGAAAAUGCAAACAGCAAGCAAAGGAGCAAAUCAAGCAUUUGAGCCACCUCUACAACACACCUCCUCAAGGUCAAUAUCAGAAAUUUACCCACUUUAUUUUCCUUUCUUAAAACAAAAUGACAGAAGCCUGCCCUGUCAUUGUUUUUGAGGGUUUUUUUAGGGUUUCGUUUUUUGUUGUUUUGUUUUGUUUUUUCUUAAAACACAGAAAAUAAAAUGGACAGAACAUGUGGGGAAAAGCAGAAAAGCAUUUUCUCUUUACCUGUCAAACUUUAGAGAGGAGCGAACAAGUGAAAAUAAUAAUAAUAACAAACAGAUCUAACAAAAUAAAACCAGGAAAACAACAACAAAAAAAAACUCCAUGAGGACGUCUCAGUGGACUUUCCAACAACAUGGUUUUAAUCUUCCAGCUGCCUUACAUCCAGGCUCACAACCAAGGCUGAACUGCUAACAUAAAUGCAGCAGAAGGCCUUUUGAAAAUGCUGUGAUACAUGUGUGCAUAACUUUUUUUUCCCUCUUCUUCUAUUUAUUUUUUUUAAGAAAAAGAAAAAUUUAAAACAUUGCAAUGUGAUUGUCCACCAAACCACCCAUGCUGUGUUUGUGGCCCCAAGACUGAGGCACCGCGACUGCAGAAGCGUGAGGAAAGCCGUCAGGUCUGAGACAGCGUGUCUCCUCCGGUGGAUUUCAGGCUGGGUUUUUGUUUUCACGGAGCAUCUGAGAGUUCAGGAUGGUGGAUCCCAGGGACGACCAACCAAGGAGAAGGGAGGUGGGGGGAGCCCUGGCAGUUGUUCUUCCCAGGUAUUUGCUGGAGUGGGAUUUUGUCAAGUUUCCGGUUUGGAUGUUUAAGACAACUGGGCAAAAGCCGUUGCCGAGGAGGAAAGGGCAGCUAAUUUUUGCAAGGGAGAAGUAAGAGACUCAUCCUACUGUGUUCAUGUAUGCCAAAUAAGACUUUCCCACAUCUUGUCUUUGGAAACUGCCCCAGUUCACUGGACAUCUCCACUCUCCAUCUGGGAGAACUGUGUACAGAUGGAACCAUAAGGGUCAGGUGCAGAGAACAGAGAUCCAUUUUCCAUGAGCUCAAGCAUUGUAUGAUAUAACUGUGAAUCUGCAAAUGGGACUCUCUCUCUUUUUUGGUCUUUCUAUUUUUCCUGCUACUCCUCAUCCCCUUGUCUCCUUUUUCCUUCACUCUGCUCUUCCCGUCAUUCAGGUCAUAGGUUCCAGAAAUGAAGAGCUAAAAGUCUGGAGAGGGCAAUGAAUGCUAUUAGGGGAAGCAUAGCUGUGAGGCUGUGAGGCUAGUGGGUCCUUGCAGGGGACUAGUGGCUGAGGGGAAGGUGGGGAGGGAGGUCCAAGGGGGUAACCAAAGGGAGUGUGAAGAGAUGGUGACUGCCUGGCCAUAUACAGGAGAAGGAUACCACUGUCAAAAGUGCAGGUGAAGGGAAACAGGGAAAAAAAAGGCCUCCCCAAACCAAACAUGCUCUUAAUUCAGGGAUAGUACCAGGAAUCCUUUCUUACACAAUAGCUGCAUGCCAUCAGUCCUCAUUAGUCAAUAAAAAGUCAUCCUCUGCAUCUAAAAAAUCUCAAAAGGAGAAGGAGGCAACGUGUUGAGACUGUGCCUGCUGCACAGAAAUGACGGCAUUAGUUUCCAGGUUAUACCAUUUACACAGCUGGCAAGAAACAGUAUUUUGCUUGCUUUAUUAAAAAAACAAAAAACAAACCAACAAAUAAUUCUUAUGCAAUACAGUUGCAUAGCCAGCCCUUCCCCUUCCAGCCCUGCUUCUCCUCCCCGUUACACUUUGUGUGACGAUGUUGCUUUACUAACAGUGCCCAAAGAAAUGAAGUUUCUAGGGGACAUUUUGGAGUAGGGUAGAUCUGCGUUUCAUUCUUGCUGAACUACCUAGCUCUUGCUUUCUCUAGUCUACAAAAUCCCCAAACACACCAACGCCAGCUGCCAAGUCAGUGUGUCGCCACUGACGUGCCAUUCCCGGCAACUGAAGUUUCAUCAGUUCAUUCUUCGUUAGAUGUGACCAGGGAAAGUAUUUAUUUAUUAAUGUUGAAAAUACAAGCCUUUUGAGGAAACUUGAUUUUUAAGUAGAUUAGUUUCUUUCUUUUUUUUUUUUUUAUUUUUCUGGCAAGGUUUUCAAAUACAGUGGUAUUGAAAAGCUUUGGAACCGUUUGACUGUGCAAGUGCCUACUAGGUCUGAUGAAUUACCAUUGGACAGAAGAAGGAAAUUAAAAAUGAAAACAGCUCUUGGAAAGCUAUUUCAAAAUGGAAAGCAGAAAAUAAAUAACUGAGAAACAAAAGAGACCUAUAAAAAAUUGUGAAUUUUCUCAAAAUAUGAAAGAUUUUUAGAAAAAACUUCUCCUUAAGAUAUUAAUGCAUUAGGAAAAUGAUAUCCAUUUCAUUAAAACGGCCUUAAAUGCAAACUUUGUUCCUCCUCUGCAGUGCUGAGUGUGAUAGGGAAGGUGUUUCAUGUGAAUACAGACACCAGGAGUGAACCAGAUAAACUAAAGGGCACUGAGAUAUCUAGCUGGAGUCCACCAUCAGGCUCUGUGGCAUGGAAAGCAGUACGACAGCUCCUGUGAUGAUGUACCCUUGUAUGGUCUGUGACUGUUCGCAGGGUGUAUUCUUUUACAGAUAGAUUUUUGAAUGAGUUAUACCAGUAAGAUUUAAAGAUAUUGAAAUAUUUUUGCUGUUUCAUAGAUUCUCAAAGCUUUCCUUCCCACAGAUGGCAUGAAAAUAGUUCUGCCUUGAUGAGGCAUUCUCUGAUGGUAUUGGUUUACAAUCUGUAUAUGAGCCUGUGUAUUUGUCUGUGUGUGACAAUGAUGGAAGAGGGCUAUGAUUGUAUUUUUUACAACAGAAAAGUGUUAACUCUGGAUAUUUGGGCCAAUUCUGUGAUUUUUCACUUGCCAUUGCAUAGGCUCUGUGAAGCCUGUGUGGCUAUGAAGCAUCAUUAAAACUGUGGGAGUAAGCGUCUAGAGCAGCAGAUGAUCAUAUUGCUUUGAUCUCAAACUAGAUCCCCAAAGAGAUCAUUUGUGCAAACACCAGUUCUUUCAUCUUUGCCUCAAGCAAAGCCAAACCCCCUUGGGAUAUUGUGAAUUUCCCUCUGUACUACUCACAGAACUGGGAAGAGCCCCCUGUGCUUCGAUACCCUUGAAUGGGGCUCACAGCCCCACCACACUUUCUGUUGACUCAGGCUCAUCUUUAGAGCAGGGUUGACUCAAAAUACAUCCAGAUCCAAAACUGUGAUAGUCAGUGUCUCCAUCUAUCCUGAGCCAAAGCACACUCACCUCUAGUCUGAGUUUCUGCAUUUUGGGGAGGUUUUGGAAUAUCUCUCUGAACAGAGAUUCAAGUUUCUUGACUAGUAUGUGGUUUUCUAGUUGGAGGAAUAGUUAAUUAGAAAUGUGUUAGCUGUGAUCCCAGCAUUAAGGGACUUGACCCCAUCCCUCAGAUCUGCUCUGGCAAAGCGCCUAAGCAUGUGCUUUACUUGAAGCAUGUGACUAAUCCCCUUAACUUUGGUAGACUAUUCAUGUGCUUUCCUGGAUGAUGUUCAGCUUCCUACAGAGUCAAACCCCUGCUCUUCUUUUCCUGUCCCACCCUUGUAGAUAAAGUGACACUGUUGUCCUAGCCUGAUGUGCCAGUGGGUGUUUGGUCUCCCCUUCCGUGAGGUGGUAACGUGGGGUCGGUAGCUCUCUCCCGCAUGUGGCCUUUCAUGUCGCGCUGCUGAGACAAUGCAUCUCUGUGCUCCAGAGACCACAGAGGAACUUGACUGCAGUGAGCGCAGAUGUCAUGAAAUACCAGUCCUAGGGAUGGAGGGUGAACCGGAUCAACCCACUGCCAUCUGCAGGCUGAGGUUUUAUGUACAGUGACUCUCAGUUCUUGUACAGUGAAGUUGUCCUGUGGCCACAGAGAGUUAGCUACAGAGGGUUCUGCUGUCCGUCCCUGCCAGGGGGCACUGUAUACAUGAGCUCUGUAUCUUUUGUACUGUAUAGGACACCUUCUUCUUCAAGCUAAAGCUGUUUGCGUGUUAAAACUCGUGAUUCAUAUUGGACACCUGUAUAUAUCAUCUCUCCCUUCUCCUUCUCUGCAAACACACAACUGAACUUCCCUGAUCUAAAUAGCGCAGUCCCUUCAGUUAUAUUUCUAGUUGGGCUUCUUUUUUGUUUCGUUCUACCCAAGAGACAGUCACAAGCGGAUCACAAACCACCAGUGACCAGAGCAAUUUCUUUGAAAUAUUGCUUUUGAAAAAUUGCCAUUACUUUUUAAAAUGUUAUUCCAGCUGCAGUAACCAAUGAAAGGGAAAAAAACCUCAAAGGAAAAAAGAAAAAACAACCCUCAGAGUCCUCUUAAGAGAGGAUCUUCAUCCUCCCAAGAGAGAAUCGUGAGAGCGCAGGUAUUCUGCUUUCCUGUAGAUGUGAGUCAUUUGGGACCGCAUUUAGCUAUGGCAUGUUAGCUGCGCGGUUCAUUGGAUGAUGAAUAAAGCAAUGUUGGUGAGGGAGAGGAUUGAUAUGCAGGGGGUAUCUCAGAUUCCCAAGCCUUCCCGAAAGACUGUGUCUCUGUGACUGUCCAUUUACCCACCAUGCAGCGCCUCUGGAUCAGGCUCAUCCCUGGAGCCCCACUGAUAAGCAGAGCGCCGAAGAAAAUCACUGUAAUCUGUCCUUAAUUCUUGAGUGCCAAGCUAACUGCCAGCAGUGAAAUGGAGAGGAAAUAAUAUGUUACCGAGUAUAGCUUAAAUAAAGACAUACAUUAUUUGGGCUCUUCUGUGUGUCUCUACAUAGACCUAGGAGGGUGUGCUUAGACACAUUCACACAAACCACCGCUGCAUUUCCUGGCCCCCAAGUUCUGCACUCUUUCAUGGCCCAUACAACUGUGGUCACCAAGCCAGCAAGGGAAGACUCAAGGUGAAAAACUGAGACAGCUCUGAACGAUUGCCAGGCAUCACUGAGAGACAAAGAAUAAAAAAUGUGGGUGAAGCACAAAUGGCAUGUAGAGAUUAGUGAUGGAUGAAUUUCCAAGGUUAGGAAAUGAGUUUCAAACAAGCCUAAUGUUUGAUCACAAACUCCAGGCCAGACCCAUAAGAUCUCGAUUCUGUGAGUCUAAGCUGAAAAGCUCAUAAAACCAGGGCUUAGCUCAAAUCUUACAGCCCCACUGUUUCCAGUAACAAUGGGGAAUAUAGUGCAUUUGUUCCAUAGUCUGUUGAAGUCCACAGAAAACUUUCCCUUGGCUCCAGUAAGCUUUGGGUCAGGUGCCUCAGAAAAUAUUUUAGUGCUGUCCUGGCCAACACCGAAAAUUAAAUGUGUGCUUACAUACUCACAACAUCUAAUCUUUGGCUUUAGAAAGAAACGCCCAUAAAAUGUUACCUUUUUCUUUUUUUCUCCCUGAUUUAGGGUUUCCAUCCUGUCUGCCCCACUAAUACCCCAAUCUUACAGACUUCUUGAGAGCCAUAGUUAGAGAUGGCAAUGCUUUUUAAAACAAAUGACCUACUGCUGGUGCCAGGGGGGUCCAAUAAGCUCCCUGUUGACACCAGUGGGAGAGCUGGAGCCUGAUACAAUGCAGUGAAUUAAAUUGCCGUGUGCCUUGCACGUGUUCCAGAUUUAACGUAGAAAAAGAGCCUAGACAACUGCUCCAAUAUAGGCCACAAGAGGGAAAUGAAAUGCUGGUCACCUCUAGUAAAGCACUCCAGAAUCACAGAUCAAUUCUCCUUCCUUCCUCAGGGAAGAAUUGCAAUGAAAUUAAUGGAGGCUCAGAGAGGUUAAUUCCAGGGGAAGGUGGGGGAGUGAAAAAAAGGAAACCAAACAGCAGUUGCUAUAGGUCAGAAUUGACGGGCAUUGGUAGAGUUAUGUGAGGACAAUCCAAUGUUUUCUGCAGCAUCAGCAGCAGGAAUUGUCAGUCCCUUCUAGGACUGCAUUUUUAUAUUUUUCCUUCAUGGAUUAACACUCCUGCAGAGUGGCAGAAAGUAACUUCAAAAGUUUUCUUGCAUAGGGUGUAUACACAUGGACAUCCUCAUGCCCCUCCUUCCUUAGGCGCACACACACAUGCAUACCCCACAUGAUGUGCGUGCUAGCAACCUGUAAAUAUGUGUACUAUAUAGAGAGAAAAUACAUGGCAACAAGCAGCAUAAUAGUUUGUUUUCUAUUCUUUUAUACUUAACUCAGGAGUUGCAAUGCAAUUCAGAUGCCGUCUAUGCGUGCAGAUCACAUGGAAAUUAUCUGGGUAUUCGCUACCAAAAUGUAUUUGGAUAUUUAAGAAAGAAUUGCCAAUGUCAUUCUGAUCCCAGAGACGGAAAGAAAGAAAGCAGCUGAGGCACCAGUACGUGUUUCUUUCUGCCUAUUUUGCCUUUGGGUGGAUGCAUCAGGCAAAAAGGGAGGCAGUGAACAGCUCAGGGCCGAAACAUGCUGAAACACUGCAACAAGACUCUCCAGAGCUGACCAUCAGUGCUCUUCAGUACAGAGUUUCUACAGAGCUGCUUCUGAUCUGAUCAGCCCUGGGCUAGCCGUUCUACCUCCAAAAAUGCAGUUGUGUCCUCAAGGCCUUACUACCUUCUAGAGGCACAGGCCUUGGCUCUAACCAUGCGUGUGGGACACAGACAUGUGCCAUUUUCUGAGCGUGUAAAGCUAAAGGGGAAAAACCUGAAGUCCCACUAGAAGAACAGCCUGGGUAUUCACAAGACUGGUUCUUGCAACCCGCUCUUGCAAGGUGCUUCUCAACACAGAUGGCCACAGCCACAAUAAAAAAAAAUAAAUCACCAUAUCACCUCCAAAUCAGAAAAGUUUAGGUAAAAUUCCCUCUGUGCUGAGCGGCAGCACCAUGGCAGGACACCGCCUGAGUCUUAUUUCUGUCCUUCGCAGAGGGCUUGUGCGGGUUGUCAGCAGCACGAAGAGCGCGGUCGAUGCCGCUGGGCACAGCAGGGAGCUUCGCGUACCCAUGGCUCUGAGCCCUACCUGUGGCAGCGGGGCACAGGAAUAUCUCUGUAAAGGCAGUUCCUUCGAGCAGCCUUGUUAUUUUGCCAGCUGGUCAGAAACACCCAAACGGCAACAAUGAUUCUAUGGCAGACGAAGUGCCAAGUCUUCAAAAGCUGCGUGACAUGUGGGUUUUGCCCCAGUUUCAAAAUAACGUAGACACCAAAGGGCAUGAAUCAGAUGCGGCUCAUGUUCUGGGGGCAGCUGCAAAAAAGGGCCUCAGCAUUCAGUCCUUCUUUAGACGGUGAAUAGGCAUAAAAUACUAAAUGCCUUUGGUGUCUGCAUAAUUGAAAAAAAAAAAUACAUAUAUGCUCUUAAUUUGCUCAAGCUCCUGUGACAUUUUAUCUCAAGAAUAGUUCUCAUCUGACUGUAGAGCAUAAGACUGCAUUUUUCUUACUAAGAGUUAUUCAUUAACAAUAUAGAUCGUAAGGAAAAGGUUUGAGUAAUCAGAACAAUCAAAUAAAAGUGCAGCCUUAGACUAUUCAGUUAGAGUGUACUGAAUUAUUUAUAACUCCUGGGUACCAACAACAAUCACAGACAUCUAAUUUAAACUGUUACUAUUUUUACUUGGCAAUUUCCAUCACUUAGAGUGUUUAUAUUCAUGCAUUUUUUGUUUGAUCUUUUGCAGGACAAAAUUUCCCCUAUUUACACAGAAAAUCAUAUUUGGGAACUUUUGAAGACAUUUUUCUGCAGUAACUUAAAUUAUUUUAAAGCAUUUUGAGGCCUAGUAUGACAGACGUUACAACUUUCGAAGCUGGGGACUGUAUCUAAAAUGGGCUUGAACCUUCAGUUCUUUCUCAAGUAAAAUUCCCUUUGAUUACAGGUCAAUUUGCUUUCUUAACAACUGUAAGACUGGGUCCUAUUUAUAUGUAUAUGUGAUGAGCAGACUUAGGUAAGGGGGUUGUACUUGUAUGUCAGCCCACUUAAGGAUCUUUUUCAUAGACAUAGGAACAGUCACUGCUAAGUCACUCUAACUUUAUACCAAUCUCUUUUUGUAAAAAGCAACCAUUAUACUUGUGUGUGGCUGGAAUAGUGCAGUGGUAAAUCUAGCCCAUAGGCUGACACACGUAUACUUGUAUAUAUAUGUAUAUAUGUAUAUAUAUUUGUAAAUUUAUGAAAAACGUCCAUAGCUUCAUGAUUGCCUGAAAUAACCUGAGGUCAAUGUACAGAAUUUCAGGCAAAGGACUGUUUCUUUUUCACAAUCCUCAUGUAUCUCAGAUUUAGAUCAAAACAAAUUUAAAAUUAUUAUUUCCCAGGAAAAUCCUCAUUCUGCCAUUGUGCCAGUCGAGGAGGGGUACCACACUAAAGUCAGCAGUGCGCACAUCCACACACGUAUAUCCAGUCACAGGACUGGGUCUCAAGGGCUUUUCUAAGGAAAAGAAAUGGACUGAAAAAGCCACUGCAGAAUUUCUGUUCCACAUUAGCUCUCUCAAUAGAUUCACAUUCUUUAUUAAGACGCUCUUUGUACAGAUGCUGUUCAUUUGCACUAGGUGCGUGUUUGAGAGGCACCUCUGUGGACGAAGCCAAGCUAUACAAAGGUCUGGAUUUUCUGACCUGAAUUCAUCCCCAUUAACCUUAACCACUUAACCAAGCUCUUUUAGUUAAUGGACUUGUCUCCUUUGGUUUCUUGCAUAGUUAAUGAAGCCACAGUGGCUUCUAAAUGGUGAAUCAGUAGAAGUGACAUCUAAGUCAGCUUUAGGAGCUCCCUUUCACUCCACAGAGUGACCACUCACCUAUCUUGGGUGGUCUCAAGAGCUUAAAAGAUCUUAAAUCCUGGUGAGAUUAAUGAAGGGACCUAGUGCAGAUGGAGAUCAACCAUGGCCCUGUGCUUCAGGCACAUGGCCUGGCCCACUGUGCCAAACAAUGAUGUUAAUUGUGAAAGACUGCUGGUGCAAAAGGAGAUGUUCACAGCAGCCUUCCCCUCCUGAACUGCAACAUGACUGCAAAGGAUAGGCUUGCCCCAGCCUCUGGAAAUCGCAUUUGAGGUGAGUUCCUGGUGAUGGUCUCCAGGCACAGACCACAGGGUUGUCCCAGUGCUGGAGGUCAAGAGAUCUUUGGUUUGAACUCCUCACCUUUCUCUGUCAGUCCUGGGCUUUGCUGAAGCAGUUCAAAGAGUGAAUUUGCAUCCUGAAAGUUUAAAUAGCUAAGCUGUUCAAAGGUUAUUUUCUUGCUCUGUCCCCAAGCUGGCCUGAAAAAAGUCAUCUAGUUGGAAGUGAUAAUAAAAAAAUUCCCCUCCCAGGUAAGUUUGGGUAGUUUCUUUUUUUUUUUUUUUUUUCCAAACAUCUCACAGAGAGAUUAAAGAGAUGAUUGGAAUUUCAUUCCUUAUUGUUAGGAUUAUAGUUGUCCUCAGAAAAACUAAACUGGGGACUCAAAAAGAGAAUGAAUGGUGACUGGAUUAUCCCAAAAGCUGCUCUGACAAGGAUGAACAUACAUCUCCAUCUCAUGGUGAGAGUCCCUCAGAGCCAAAAUCCGGAUAGCAAAUCUGUCUGGAAGGACCAGCAAUCCAACCCAGCUCUUGUAUAUUCCCAUAUUUUACCCAAAUAGAACAAACACAGUCAGAAGAGUGGGACAAUCAAACUGAUUUCUGAAAACUCCGGGGCUAAGUGAACUUGCAUGUUGUGCCAAUGUAUGGCCACUGCUAUUUAUUUCUACAGCUAAAUUUAGGUCAGGGACUUUAGAAUCUUCACCCAUCUCUCAGAACAACUUUAUUUUUAAAAUACUGUUAAGGUUAUGGCAAGAGGAACUUCAGCUGGGCUGCAGGAACCUGUAAAGUAAUGUUCAAUACUCUGUACCAGUACUUAGGGAAAGACUUUAGCUGGAAAGUGGAAGAUAAAACUUAGUUCCAGGGAUCAAAAGAUAUUUUUUGGCAUGGUACUACCUUGACCAAGCUGUACUUUUUCAUCCUGACAUUCCUCUCCUGUUCUCCCUUUCCCUUUUUUGAGGAGUCAGACAUGUAUCUCUCUCUCUCUUCCUCCUGCUGUGUGAGAAUAUAGAGAUGCUUCCUGUAAAGAUGUUCUUCUCUAAAUCCCAUUCCAUACUAUUUCUUGCAUAUGUGACUGUUUUGUUGUUUGAGAUGUCUGCGAAAAAAAGAAAUAAAGGCUUUAAGAGUGAACUCUGGAAAUGAGCAGGAGCUUGAGAAUAAAUCGAAUUGAAGGAUGCAGCACCAAUUUCUGCAAGACUUUUCAGAAUGUCCCCAAAUUCUCAUCAUUGUCCUCCCUCCCUCUCUAUGAGAGGAAUAGGGACAGUCUAGGAACAUGGGACCUCUCAGAAGUUGCUCUUUUAGCUCUCGACUCACUGUGUCCCACUAAGGUUUUGCAGACUUUUUCAAGUUUCACUGUCAAAGGAAACCUCCUUUUAAAAGGCGAUAAAGUCAAAAUGCACCAUCAGAUGUAAGGAGACUCUAAAGGGUGACUCUGUCCCAGUUUACCUUUCUUUCCCGUUCUUUAUAUCAGCCCUGCCUGCCCAGCCACACACACUCUCCUCCCUGCUCGGCUGACUUGGCCAAGGCUGAGCUUGCCAAGAGGGGCCUGCCUGACUCCCUUGUCCCCACGCUGCAUUUGGAUUAUCCUCCUGGAUGAUUUUCCACUCUCUCUUAAAAAAACAAAAAAACAAACACAAAAACCAAACAACUGUCUCACCUCCUAAUGAAAGCCAUAACCACUCCUGUGACGCUGCAGCAGGGAGGGAAUGCACAGCCUCGCAGGAGAUGACAGCAAUGCCUGGGCACCGGGGCAAUCGCAGGGGGCUGGCAGGAGGACGGGUGCAGUACCCAGGGCCACUUCACGUCAGAGAGCUUUGCCUUGCCUUGUGAGCUCCCACUGUGCUGCUCAUGGACCGCUCGGCUGUGAGACUCAGAGCUGUGAGACUGACUCCUCGCUGCCUCACACUUGUGCCACCACGCGCUCCUACAGGAAAGACGUGCAGGUAUGGGAAAACAGACCUGUGCGAAGGCAUGAGCGUUUUGCAUGAGGGUCAGUGAGAAAUCAGACUCACUGGGCUCUCCUCCAUCCACAGUAGAUGCAUCUCAUACAGACUUUUGCUCUUUAGGAUUUACUUUGCCAUCAGUAACACUUGCCCUAACCAGGAGCUACCACAUUGGCCAAAAGUUUUUGGAGUGUUCCCCUUCCUUGAUUCCCUUGUUGGUCCUCGCUUCCUUAAGGAAAAUAAUCUUUUUGCUCAGAAGAAAUGAAACAACACCCAUAACCUCUCUGUUCUUUGGUGAUGACAAAAGUUGCAUUCACCACUGUCUCUAACUGACAAUUUGAGAGGCUUUGGAUAAUAAUUCACUUAAAUGCGUGCAAAAUGAAGUAUGUCAGCACUUUUCUAGGACAUUCUCAAGUAAAAUGAUAUGACUGGUACAAGCCAUUUGUCAUGUGGAUGCAUCUUGGCCAGAUGUUUAUGUUUCCUCUAAGUGCAGUACACACACAUCAAAGCUGGAUCAGAAAAGACCUAGAACGUCACAUUACUCAGGCGUAUUUGGAGAAAAGUGUUGCUAUGUUGCAUUUACCUGGCAUAUUUUCUCUUCAGAAAAUUUUAGAAGUAUUAGUCACAUCAUGUCUGUCCGAGGCAGGUAGGUAUUAUAGCCAUUGUAGAGACGGGAAACCAAAAGCCUGGGAAAAUACCUGAUGUUCAGUGGGUUGAUGCCCCCUCGCAACUUCUACUGGCUGCAAGUGGAGCCUUUUGUUUUAAACGUUUUUGAAAAUCCAGAUUGUAGCUGGUUUAUCCAAAUCUACAGUUGUAAAUGUGAAAGCCAGGAUUAGGACACUCGAGAUACUGGCUUCAUCAGAACACUGCUGCAAAGCUUUGAUCCCACAAAGCACGUAAGCACUUGCCUAAUUUCAAGCAUGAAUGUCCCGUUAAUGAUGCUAUUGCCAUGCUUAAAGCUAGGCACAUGCCUAAUUGCUUUGCUAGAUUGGGAAUUACAUUAAAAUACGUUAAACUUUAGCAUAUUUUUAAAAUCAAAAAAUAUGUCCAUUUCUGAUUAUGUCUCAGGCUUUUUCAAGGACAUUUGAACUGUGUACGUGGCUGCUCAACCGAGUGGAACACUUUUUAGCCAGUCCGUUCAGAGUUUAAUGAGUUUUGGGUAGUAACAUUCAGUUGUCAGAAGUAAUCAAGGGUGGCACGUCCUGCGAGGUUCUGACUUCUGAGCUGCUGCAAGAGGCAAAGGGGCUCCUGUGAGCAUCGGUGCUAAAAAUACAUCAGCAACAACUGACUAUUGCGUUAGGUCCUUCGGGUAAGAUGCGAGUGUGGUGGCUAAUUUCACAAGUAACGCGACAUCUUAUCAAGUGUAUUGUACUUUCCAUUUCUUCCUGUAAUCUGUUUCAGAAGAGGUGAACAGAAGUUGUUUAAACAUGAAACAAACCCAAGCUUCUUGUUCCGUUACUCCAAGGUGCUAAUCUGCAGACACACGGGUGUUUGUGUACGUGCAUCAGUGUUUGCAGGACCACAGUCCUGAAGGAUCAUUUCAGUGGUAGCGUUGAGAUCAGGAAAGUAACAGGGGGUAUGAACAAACCCCUGUAACUUUGAAAGACAAAAGUCGCAGAAAGCAUCACAGGACUUUGCCAAAAAAAACCUGGCUACAUGUUACAAGUUUCCUUUCGUUUUGAUUUUGUUUGGUUUUGGUUUUAUCCAGAUUGGCACAGAAUACUGUAUUUCCAUCGAUUUAAAUCUUGUCUGGUAACUAACUAAACAACUUGUUCAUGGAAAAUUAAAAAAUAAAUAAGUAAACUGUCAAUUGUGGAAUGUAAACUGAUUAAACAAAUAAAAAAAAAAAUCAUGUUGUGUGUUUUAAGUGGCUGUGUCUGCUUGUUUCAGGAGCGGGGCUGGACACAUCUCACUACCCCCAUCCCCAGCUGAAGGAUGAAGGACAAAGAGCAAAACUGGAAGGUG